Molecule: messenger RNA, 2922 nt
Organism: Emericellopsis atlantica
Lineage: Eukaryota; Fungi; Ascomycota; Sordariomycetes; Hypocreales; Bionectriaceae
Exons: 2
Coding region: 1-2922 (973 amino acids)
Biological process (GO): protein folding in endoplasmic reticulum
Cellular component (GO): EMC complex
Molecular function (GO): protein binding
Source: RefSeq, a predicted model, not a curated record
AUGCGGCUCCUUAAUCCAUUGGCAGUCCUCGGACUGUCAUCAUUAGUGUCUGCCGUCUUCCAAGACGAGGUUGGCGAAGUCGACUUCCACCAUGCACUCUUCGGUCUGCCACAACAAGAAACAACCUUCUUCCACCGGCCGAGGAAAGAAGACAAAGCGAGCCUACUAUUCACAUCGGGCGACGCGGGUGUCUUUGGAGCUGUGAACCCUGGCAAUGGCCAGGUUGUGUGGAGGCAUCAAGUCCCUGAUGCUGACGCACCAGGCGCGGGGCACCUGCGCGCGGCUGAAGGCGAGGAUUGGGUCGCGGCAGCACAUGGGUCGUCAGUGCAGGCUUGGAACGCGCUGACGGGACGUAAUGUCUGGCACAUGGAGUUUGCGGGUCAAGUGAAGGACCUCGAAAUCAUGGAGAUUACCGAGACGGCUCGGAAGGAUGUCUUGGUUUUGUUCGACGAAGAGGGCGUCACAGUCCUGCGCAGGCUUCAUGGGACACUCGGGACAGUCGUCUGGGAAUUCCGCGACCACAACAAGGAUAUGCCUCUCCAAGUAUCGACCGAUGCGGCCCACAUCUACGUGAUCAGCUUGCACGGAUCACCUGCCUCGUACAGCCUCAAGAUCACGUCAUUGGAUACUCUUACCGGCACGCGCGUUCACGACUGGAACGUCGGCACAAAGGGCGAGGUGCACAAGCCAGAGGAUGUCAUGUUUGUUGGUGCGAACUCUGUUGCCCCUAUCCUGGCCUGGACGGACAGCUCCCUGUCGAAGCUCAACGUCCACGUUCUAGGCGCGAAGAACAAGCUGCAAGAGAUCCCUCUCGCGUCCGAUACGACAGCUGCCAGCAUCCAUGCGCCUCACAAGCCCAACUCACAGCCUCAUUUUCUCGUUCAUACCAAGAGCACUGGUGGGAACCGCGCCGAGGUGUACCACAUCAACUUGAAAAAUGCGCAGAUCACCAAGGCAUACGAGCUGCCCCAUCUCAAAGCCGAUAGUGCUUUCUCCGUCAGCUCCGAGGGAGCAAAUGUAUACUUUGUCCGUGUCGCAGAAGAUGAGGUUAUCAUCACUUCCUCGGACGGCCCUGGAAUCUUGGCGAGGUGGCUCCUGAAGAAGGAACACCAACUCAAGCCUGUCCAAGCCGUGUCCGAGGUGAUCAGGAAGCCUGGAGGUGACGAGUUUGCACUACGCUCUGCUGCUCUGACCGCUGACGAGCAGUGGGUGAUGGUGCGCAAUGGAGAGAAGGAUUGGACCCGCCACGAGGGCCUCAGUGGCGCUGUGGCUGCCGUGUGGGCUGAGAUCCCGGAGGCAGCAGACCUGGCUAAGGUGUUGGAGGAGGAGGCACACACCAGAAACCCCAUGUCUGCCUACAUUCAUCGAGUGAAGCGACAUGCGAGCGACCUCCAGCACUUACCUGCGUGGCUGCAAUCUGUCCCCUCGAGGUUCAUGGAAAGUGUCUUUGGGGACGGCGCGGCACGGAAGGAGGAAGGUCUGGUGAGAGACUCCUUUGGCUUCAACAAGAUCAUUGUCUUAGCUACGCGUCGUGGCAGAUUCUACGGCCUCAGCACUGGUGGUCGCGGCGAAGUUAUUUGGUCGUCUUUGGUCUUCCCUCAGAAAGGCCAUGAGGAGCUCAACGUGAAAGGUCUCGUCUACCAUGACGGUCCCUCCAGCACCGUCAUUGUCAGCGGGUCCAAGGGCGAGUACGCUGAGAUCAACGCUGCCACGGGCGAAGUCCUUCAGCUUGCAACGGUUGGCACAGCUGCGGACGUUGCUAGCACUGCUUAUGUCAAGGGCUCCAACGGCCAUUGGCUCCUGUCAUUGGGCCCAGAUGGCAAUGCCGUCAGCGACAUGACGGUCGAGUCUGCCCCCAACGACACCUUGGUGAUCCGCAGCGAGGAUCAGAAGAUCCUGAAAGGCAUCCGGUUCGUCCGCGAUGGCGACUCUGUCUCUAGGCAGGAUAUCUGGCAGCACCAGGUUCUCCCCGGUCAGCAGAUUGUCGAGAUUGCCACGCGACCCCUUCACGACCCCGUUGCCUCUAUCGGACGUGUGCUUGGGGAUCGUCAGGUCAACUACAAGUACCUCAACCCCAACAUGAUAGUUGUUGCUGUCAUCGAUGACGCUGCCAGUACUCUCGUCAUCAAGACCAUCGACACUGUCUCCGGCCAAGUCCUCUCUUCGCAGUCAUACGAUGGAGUCGAUACUACCAAGGACGUGUCCUGCACCAUGGCUGAGAACUGGCACGUGUGCUCUUUCUUCGGGCAGUUCACGCUCACCGACGGCACGAACCGCCAGGUCAAGGGCUACCAAGUUGUCGCCACCGACCUCUACGAGUCCCCUUCGCCUAACGACCGAGGCCCGCUGGGCGACGCCGCGGAGUUCUCCUCAUUGAACCCCGUCGACACGCCGACUGGCGCACCACUGCCGUGGGUCGUGACUCAGAGCUGGGUGACAAGUCAGCCCCUGACGCAUCUCGCCGUGACGUCCACUCGUCAGGGCAUCGCUAACCGCCAAAUCAUGGCACUCCUGCCCGAGAGCCAAGCAAUCGCUGCUAUUCCCCGCCAGGCGGUUGAUCCUCGCCGCCCAGUCGGUCGCGAUCCUACCGCUGCUGAGAUGGAGGCUGAAGGUCUGAUGAGGUAUCAUCCUUCCCUUGAGAUUGAUCCCCGCAGCAUCAUCACCCACGAGCGAGACGUACUCGGCGUCAAGGGUAUUCUUGCUAGCCCCGCCAUUGUCGAAAGCACGAGCUUGGUGAUUGCAUAUGGUGGAGAUAUCUUCGGCACCAGGGUGGCCCCCAGUGGCGCGUUCGACAUCCUGGGCCGUGGCUUCGGCAAAGCGACGCUGAUUGCGACGGUACUGGCGUUGUUUGGUGGCGUUAUGUUCCUUGCACCCAUGGUGAGGAGGAAACAGAUCAAUAUGCUGUGGGAGGCUCCGUCUUAA